Molecule: messenger RNA, 3489 nt
Organism: Drosophila sulfurigaster albostrigata
Lineage: Eukaryota; Metazoa; Arthropoda; Insecta; Diptera; Drosophilidae
Product: zinc finger and SCAN domain-containing protein 21
Exons: 8
Coding region: 1372-3387 (671 amino acids)
Cellular component (GO): nucleus
Molecular function (GO): zinc ion binding
Source: RefSeq, a predicted model, not a curated record
ACAUCCCUGUUCUUAUAUGGAUAAACAUAAACAAACGCCAACAAAACAAAACAAAAUAGAAAAAUGUCUGAGACAUUUCGCUGUCGCACUUGUGGGAAACGAACUCAUCGACAUAAAUUGAAACAAUUAUUUGAUGACGACGAUAUUCUGCAGAAAAUAAAGAUUCUUACUGGUAUUUGGCUAACAAAAAAAUUAAAUGUACCUAGUAUAAUUUGCUCAAAUUGCUUAACUAACUUAAAUAAGGCCAUUGAAUUUCGAGCCCUCUGCAUAAAAAGUAAUCGGCUAUAUCUGAAGAGAGGCUGUUCUUUCAAAGGAAACUUAGAGGACAAUAUUGAUGAUCCUUUGGCUAAUGAGGGCAUGAAAAUUGAGCUGGAGGACACAGUAGAUACAAUUGAAGUGGAAUUUAAUCAAAAUUUGCCCUACAAAGUAGUUACAUCGCAAAAACACUCACCAGGGGGUUUGCUUUUGCGAUUUAUGUGGUGGAAGUUUCGUGGAUGAAGCGAGUUUAAGUCAACAUCGUCAGCAUCACUGCAGUUUAGAGGACGAGGAUGAACAGAGUGAUAGUAAUUUAAAUAAAACUGAGUCGAUUUUAUAUUCUAAACACUUGUUGCUAGAUGACACUUCAAACCAGAGUCGCCAGAAUUCGUUAACUUCUAAAAAGAUUAAAAAAGCCAAGGGAUUUCUUUUGUGAUCAUUGCGGAAGACAUUUUAAUGACAAUGCCAACUUUAACCGUCACGUUCAGCGACAUUUGGGAGUUAAACGAUUUACUUGUGAGGAAUGCGACUAUAAAGAUUAUUCACAGCAUUUGGUUAAUUUACACACACGCAUUCAGCAUCGAGGAGAGCAGCCAUAUGCCUGUAAAUAUUGUGACAAACGUUUUGUAAAUAGUAUGGCACGAUUACGGCAUCAAAGAUCCCAUGUCGAGCAUGGAGAGACUGAAACCAAGAUUGUGACGUAUACUUGUACCUUAUGUGGUAAACAUUUCGUUAAUAAAAGUACUUUGCAUAAACAUGCCAUUGUGCACACCGGUGAACAACCAUUCUAGUAUCUGCGAAAUUUGUUGCAUUUACUUCAAUCGAAAGUCGAGCUUACAAACACAUUAUCGCUCUAAGACUCAUCAAAAGGAAGCAACGUCUAAGUUGGAUGAAACUGGUGUUGACUCUGAUUAAGCAAAUAUCUAUAUACAAAAUAAAAUUUGAAAAUAACCGCUUAACGCAACGAUUAGCGAUUAUUGCUCGUUACCAGUUGCAAAUGUUACCAAGCCUAUGAAGAAAGCAGUAUUUUUCUGAAAACCAAAACAGUAUAUUUUAAAAUGCAGCUUGCGGUCACGCUAUCGACGUCACAAAUAAAAUAAUAAUUUGCAUUAAAAAAUGAAGUGCGCGGUGCAUAACUGCACAAAUAAAUUCAAGUCGCGUCAAAAACAUUCACAACAAUAUAGCUUUUUUAGCUUUCCAAAGAAUCCAGAAACUUUAAAAAAGUGGUUUUUGUUUUGCCGCAAGAACAGUAAAGACAAACUAAAGAGCUACCUCAAGAGUGUCAUAUGCAAUGAGCACUUUAAAGAGGAAGACAUCCAGGGAGGAUUACAAUUUCAAAUGGGCCUAUGCUCGAAGCGAACACUGAGACCAGGCGCAGUGCCGUGUAUCAAUAAAAAUGAUAUUAGUGAGGCUGAACGUGAAAAAUCAGAGAAGCUUAAGAAUCAAAAGCUGGUCGCUGAACUGCUCGAGGAGGCGGAAGCACGUGAGGCAGCCGAGGCCAGUGGAGAAAUUAUAAUUGCCCCAGAUUUUGUGCGCAAUACAGGCAUUGUCUCAGUGCCGGAUUUUGUCAGCGCCACGGGUAAUGCUUUCGUUUCAUUUACGCCCAUGCCUACAGAAGCAGAUCCCUUGGCAGAGGAGCAGGCUGGGCAGCAGUUGAAAAUAGUAGUUGAAGUCAGUCAAAAGGAUGAACUAGCAACACCAUUAAUUGAGCAGCAGAAAUGUCGCACUUGUGGUCGUUGCUUCGUUGCUGAUGAUAAAGCGAAAGAUCUUUGCUGCGAAGAAAAUGCUGUCAUGUUGUAUCACAUUGAAGUCAUAACGGGAAUAUGGAUACAAUGCCCGGAAGAAAUUUCACGCUUCAUGUGCGCCAAUUGCGUGGACAACUUGCGCAUCGCAAUCGAGUUCCGCGAAACUUGUAUUCGCACAGAGCUUCAACUUCAAGGUGGCGACGAUGUGGAGGUGGCUAAUUGCAAGAAUGAGGAGGAAACACAGACGCUUGACAAUAACAACGACAACAGCAGCGAUAUGAAAGCUGAACAAUAUGUUACAAUUCUGUCAGCAGAAGGCGAAAAUGAGCAAGCCACUAUUAUUGUGGAGCCUAUGCCAAAUUCUGUAAUUAGAAAAACGGGUCAGGUGCAACAUCCAGGCUCAGGAGAUUCGAAUAGCAUUGCGUUGGGGGCGCAAAUCUAUGAAGAUCUUUUAAACGAAUACAGAGGUAUGGAUAAGAUGCCGCGGCCCCGCAAAAAGAAGGUAGUAUCAACGCCAACGCCCAUACCAAAGACGCCAGUGAUUAAACAACGAAAGCGCCGAGUUCAGGAGAAGAAACCUAAGCGCACAAAGCGUACGAGAGAGGAGAAAAAUCGCAUUCGUCGUGAACAAAUCAGAGCACUACCACUCAAUCAUGUGUGCGAUCAAUGCGGCGCCUCGUUCCGAGUGCGUUGUAAUCUAACCAUACACAUGCUGCGCCACACGCGCACCAAGAACUAUCCUUGCCCCGAGUGUCCCAAACAAUUCUAUGACGCUUACAUGAGAAACAUGCAUAUCCGUGUCCGACAUCGCGGCGAACUACCAUUUGUCUGCAACUAUUGUACGAAAGCGUUUAGUUCAUCGAAUACUCGUUAUCUGCAUGAAAAAAACGUUCAUGGAGCAUCGCCACGUAUUCACCGCAAUGUCAAUAAAUUGAAUCAGCGGCUCGAGAUUAAGGAAAAGCCACCGCUGCCAGCACAGGAAUCACAGCCUAAGGAAAAUGUUCGUCAUUAUUGCAACUAUUGUGACAAGAGCUAUGCAACAAAAUAUGCGUUAAAUGGUCAUAUUAAUCUACACUUGGGUCUGACGCCCUUCAAGUGCAAGCUCUGUGAAAUGCGAUUUGCGGAUCCGCAAUCGAAAAAAAAGCACGAAAUGAGGCACGACAGCAAGCGGCCCUUCGAAUGCGAUAUUUGCCUCAAGGGAUUCUAUGUGCGCAGCAAACUGAAAGAGCAUGAGCGCAUUCAUACCGGCGAACGUCCUUACAGGUGCGGCAUUUGUAAUGCAUAUUUUCGGUACAAGUUCAACUUGUAUUCGCAUCAGUUCAGCAAAAUGCACAAGGAUAAUCUGCAAAAGGUAGAAAAAGAGCAGAUUGUAGAAGACUCAAGUUAAUUAGAAAGGGGAUUAGACUAAAUUUUGUAUAUAAUUUAAGUUAAAAAAAAUGCACAAAUGGAAUAGUUUUAUUUUGAUAUGAAUAGAAGUCUCAAAGUGGCA